Nylanderia fulva is the source of this 684-nucleotide messenger RNA. NCBI's taxonomy places the organism in Eukaryota, Metazoa, Arthropoda, Insecta, Hymenoptera, Formicidae. The record is from RefSeq and is a predicted model, not a curated record.
AUGACUCUCAGCUUACUUCGCCUUCGAUUCUGGGUGCCACGUGGAAGGACCGUCGUCAAGCAGCAAUUGCAUCGGUGCGUCACUUGCACGCGCUGGCGAGCUGCCACUCCACAACCUCCUAUGGGCAACCUUCCUCGUGACCGAGUGACGCCGACUCGGCCAUUCCUGAGUACUGGCCUGGACUACGCGGGACCCAUUUCUAUCCGGACCAGCAAGGGGCGCGGACACCGCUCACAGAAGGGAUACAUCGCAGUCUUCAUAUGUUUCUGGUCAAAGGCUAUCCACCUCGAGGUCGUCUCGGAUUACAGCUCCGAGGCCUUCAUCGCCCCCUUACGCCGCUUCGUCUCUCGCAGAGGUCUGUGCACGGACAUCUACAGCGACUGCGGCACAACAUUCAUUGGCGCCGAUCGCACGCUGCGUGAGCUCUUCAAGGCGUCGACCUCCGAGGGCCAUCACAUCGCCCGCGCCGCCAACACUCAAGGGAUCCGCUGGCACUUUAAUCCGCCAGCGGCCCCUCACUUCGGUGGUCUUUGGGAGGCUGCCGUAAAAUCCACGAAAUUUCAUCUCCGUCGAGUAAUCGGCGAAACUACACUUACGUUUGAGGAGCUUAGCUCUGUCAGACGAUCCAGACGACACUUCGGCGCUCACACCAGGCCACUUCAUCAUCGGAGCACCGGUACCUGA